Syngnathus acus (greater pipefish) is the source of this 2213-nucleotide messenger RNA. RefSeq names its product G protein-coupled receptor 174 (gene gpr174). Gene Ontology annotation, biological process: phospholipase C-activating G protein-coupled receptor signaling pathway; positive regulation of Rho protein signal transduction. The transcript has 4 exons. NCBI's taxonomy places the organism in Eukaryota, Metazoa, Chordata, Actinopteri, Syngnathiformes, Syngnathidae. The record is from RefSeq and is a predicted model, not a curated record. Gene Ontology annotation, cellular component: membrane. The coding region runs from base 384 to 1397 and encodes 337 amino acids. Gene Ontology annotation, molecular function: G protein-coupled receptor activity.
GUGGGCCAAAAGCCUCUGAGGGGACAGACAAAGGCAGAGACACAUAAAGAGAACAUUGUUAGACCAUAGCAACAGGAAUUCGUGAUACCUGAACAAAAACAAGUUUCGGAACAAAGUACCAAAAUAGACUCAAACAUCGAAAGUGAAUUACAGCAUGAAGAAAGGAGGGGACGACUGAUGAUUUGACCUGUUUCCUCUCUUUGUGAUGUAACAUACGGCUUCAAGACAGAGGCUGUCUUCGGUGCAACACGAGUAUUAGAGGCUGGCGGACUGACGCAUACUGCAAGCUUUAAAGCUAUUAUAUGUGCGACCUGAUGGCUACAAGUAUGAGCUCGUCCUGACCAUGGCAUCCAUGGACACCCCCAUCAGUGGACAAUGGCCUCAUGCCUGAUACAAGCUCAGAACUGAUCCACAGUGCAAACGUGUCUGGUAUAAAAAAAAUGAUAAUAAUGAAUGGCAGUUGCCAAAACUCAGGGGAGUUGCGGAUGUAUCAGCACCAUCUUUAUGCAGUGGUGUAUAGUGUCAUCCUUGUGCCGGGGUUGCUCGGGAACAUCCUGGCAUUAUGGGUGUUCAGGCUCUACAUCCGAGAAACUAAAAAGGCGGUGGUGUUCAUGAUGAAUCUGGCUGUGGCUGACCUGAUGCAGGUUCUUUCCCUGCCUCUGAGGAUCUACUAUUACCUCAACGACAACUGGCCAUUUGGUCGUACGCUCUGUAUGAUCUGUUUCUAUCUGAAGUACGUCAACAUGUACGCUUCCAUAUACUUUCUGGUGUGUGUGAGCAUGCGCCGCUGUGAACUCAUUAUGCGGCCGCUAAGGUACAACACCUCCAGGCAAAAGGUGGACCUGGUCGUAUGCAUCCUGGGGUGGCUCUUGGUUUGCCUGUGCUGUCUGCCCUUCCUUCUGCUGAGAAACCCUGAUGAUGGCCUUGUGACCUCAGGCAUGGUGUGUUUCUCAGAGCUGCCCAUGCAUAUGGUCAGCACCUCAGCAGCCUGGGUUAUCUUGAUAAUAGGCGAACUUCUCGGUUUCAUCAUCCCUUUCACCGUGGUCCUCACCUGCACCUGCCUGACUGCAGGGAGCCUUCGGAUGAGGACUACCGGGACCAUUCCUGACCAGGGUGAGAAGCGGAGAGCUUUGAGGAUGGUGCUAAGCUGCACCAUUGUCUUCUUAGUGUGCUUUGCGCCUUAUCACAUCACUAUGCCCUUGGACUUCUUGGCAAAGGCCAACUCAUUGAGCAGUUGCACCCUGAAGGACCUGAUCCUGAUAUGUCACCCUGUCACACUUUGCUUGGCUAGCCUAAACUGCAGCCUGGAUCCCAUCAUGUAUUACUUCACAACAAAGGAAUUCUGGAGGCGACUGAGCAAGCCAGAUAUACCAGAGCGAGGGAUUUUAAGCAGGUGAAUGUCCCAAGUGGAGGACUUGGUGUUAAUGACUUUUUUUGAAGGACCAGUAAUUGAAACCACUAAUCCUCAUGAUGUUUGCACUUUGAGAUGAAAAUAGAGCUGUAAAUUACAAACCAAGUGCGUAUUCUGACCCUAUUUCAUGCAUAUUUUCCAACUCCAUGCUGUAUAAGCUUGACUGCUUACUCAAUACAAGCAUAUCAAGUGAUGUGUAUUUGUGAUAUGAGGGAUGGUGAGGCCUCAGCAGAUCAAUACCUGAUAUCAGUGUGCAUAAUUAUUAGGCAGCUUGUUUUCCUCAGGCAAAAUGGGGCAAAAAAAACAUUUACUAAGUGACUGAAAAGUCUGUAAAAGUUUUUUCAGAGGUAUGCAGUAUUCUUGAAAUUGCUAAGAUAUUGGGGUGUGACCAUAGAACCAUCAAAUGUUUUAUUGCAAAUAGUCAACAAUGUUGCAAGAAACGUGUUAAGGAAAAAAAUGAUGCAAAUUAACUGCCAAAGAGUUAAUAAGACUGAAAUGUGAAGCUAUCCAGGAACCCAUUAUCCUUCAGUGCUACCAUAUUCCGGAAAUUCACUCUACCUGGAGUGCUCAGAGGUACCAAGCGUUUAGUGCUCAGAGACAGGGCCAAGGUACGGAAGGCUGUCCACCACUGAACAAGACACACAUGUUGAAAUGUAAGGAAAUAUCAGAAGACAGACUUUUCAAAGAUCUUAUAAUGAGACGAGAGUGACUCUUAACGGACCAGCUGGACACAUGGCUGGAUCAGUAACGGCCACAGAGCUCCACAAAAUGUGGACUUGAAAUUAACAUAAAUUAAAGUAAA